This is a messenger RNA of Bursaphelenchus okinawaensis, 1598 nucleotides long. NCBI's taxonomy places the organism in Eukaryota, Metazoa, Nematoda, Chromadorea, Rhabditida, Aphelenchoididae. The record is from the annotation of a GenBank genome assembly.
AUGAAAUUUCAAUGUGUUGGGACCAAGAAACAGAUGGAUGUUGGGGUAAAUCGGUACAUGAUAAAGUAUGAGAUCGCUAAAGGGUAUGUUUUGUAUUUUUGUUGUUUUUUGUUAAUUUAGGUACAUACAGAUGAUAUUAGAAUAUUUACUAAGGUUUUUAAGUAAAGAAAAUCUUUUCAAAAUUUUUGUUUAAUAUUUAAUACCUAAAACAAUUUUAGAGGCUUUUCAACAAUUUAUUUGGCCAAAAACAGGUUGAAUAAUGAAAAAUAUGCUAUGAAGAAGAUCUACGCACAUUCUCAAUUAGAAGUUUCAAGGAUACGACGUGAAAUCUACGCUCACUAUGCUUUUGGAGAACAUGAUCAUCUAAUGAAGAUUCAUGGUGUUUAUAGAGAGAAGUAUGGUGAAGGAUCAUGUUUAUUUUGGUUGGUAAUGGAUUAUUGUGCUGUAAGUUAAUUUUACUUUACUCUUUCGUAUUUUAGGAGAAUUUGUCACUUUUAUCUUACUCAAUUUAGCUCAAUGAAUCAACAAAGUCGUAUUUUUGACGGAUAAUAUGUCGUGUUGAUUGUAAUAGUGUUUUUGAUUUUAGUUAGGAUCCUUACAAAACGUUGUUGACCGACAGAGUAAAAUGAAUGAAAUGCUGCCAGAAAAAUUGAUUGUCCAAUAUACGUCACAGCUUUUAUCAGCCUUACAGUACAUGCAUACCAGUCAGCCCUCAAUUGCUCAUCGGUAAUUUGAGAUUUCCAAUAAUUUCUUCAGACGUGAAACCAACAAAAACGUGUUUUAAUGACUAUGAUCUGAAUGUUUUAGUGAUGUAAAGCCAGCUAACUGCCUCAGACGUCAAGAAAACCAUAUAGUUUUGACUGACUUUGGGUCUGCCGUUAUGGUACCUGUUGAGGUCGAUAGCCCUAAAAGGAGUCAAGAACUGAAAGAUGAAGCCGCAGAACUAUGUACAAUGCCUUAUCGAGCUCCAGAAUUGUUUAACUGCGAUGUUGGCACUGUUUACGAUCAUAAAGUUGAUGUUUGGGUAAGUUUUUAGGCGACAGUUUGGAAAUAGAGUCUGUUUUAUAGUAUUGUUGGCUGUAAAGGAUUUUUAACGUAAAACACGAUUUGUGCCGUACAGCUUAUUUUUGAUAGACUUGCUACCUGAUGUUUUUUACUUUCAGUCGGCUGGGUGCGUAUUAUAUGCCCUAUGUUUCCACUGUAGCCCAUUUGAUGCAGUAGCAGCUCGUGGAGAUUCCAUAGCGUUGGCUACGUUAUCAUACAAGUUCAAAGAAGCACCUGUUAAACAUGGGUAAGGCAAACUAAUUCUUGUAUUUAUCAGCUGUCCGAAACAUAAAUUUCGCUAACUUAUACAACCCAAAAUACAAAUUUGCGACAAUUAUAAUUCGAAUACCUAAUAACAUCGAUUUUUUCCGAUUUUUAUUCCAUAAUCAUUUUUCGCUUUCUUAAAAAAUUUUAUACUAUUCCUAACUUUUUUUUUAAUUUUUAGGUACUCAGACGCCUUAAUAUCAAUUCUCAAAGACAUGUUGACUGUGUCGACGGAAGAACGACCAAAUUGCGACCAUCUUGUGACACGAUUGGAUGCCCUGAGGCACUAG